Messenger RNA from Acanthoscelides obtectus, 2786 nucleotides. NCBI's taxonomy places the organism in Eukaryota, Metazoa, Arthropoda, Insecta, Coleoptera, Chrysomelidae. The record is from the annotation of a GenBank genome assembly.
UGGUUUCGGAGCACUCGACACACAUCGAAUCGCACAGUUGACUAGAUAAGAUAACAUAUCGAUUGGUAUCUUCUCAAUUGGUAAAGUUCCGAGUGCUGCUUAAUAGCCUUUUCAAAUCUCCAUCUUCUAAAUUGACGCUGAUUGCUCGGCUUGUGUCCUGUUAUCGAAUUAACUUCAUUUAUCGUUUGUGUUGAAAUGGAGCAUACGGUCAGUACUUUUCGGAACUACUUCAAAAAGAAAGAGACCGAAGUUGGUACCAAGAGCCCCGUGCCUCAGAUCGGAUUUAGGAUAUCGUUUUGUGAGAGCAGCAAGGAACUGAGUAUUAAGGUGAUUGGUGCUAGGCAGCUACCUACGGAUUAUGCUGGAAUGAGACCUACGGGAUACUUAGUCAAGGUGACAUUUUACCCAAUGAAAGAAAAAUUCGAAACAAAAAUAGCUAAAGACAGUUGGCCUACCAUAAACGAAGAAUUCAAAUUCAACCUAAUUCUGCCUUCAAAACCUUCAGAUGACUUUCUCAAGGGCACGUUUGCGUCAUUCACUGUAUAUGCUGUUAUGGGUAAAGAAGAAGACGAGGAAACAGAUCAAGGAGCUAAAAGACUGCCCCUCAAGAGCCUCUAUUAUCGCCCAAAGAACGUUAAGCAACUUUGAGAACGCGAAAACCCAUGGACAGCUGGUAUUUUCUUUAUUCAAAACGUAUUUGUCUUUCAAUGACACAAUGGACGAAAUCAUGGUCAGAACGAGAAGUAGCUUUAGGAAACCGAACUCAAGACGAAGAUGUAGUCAAAACGCUGUAAACAAUCGGAGAAUUAUAGGAACAGUAACAUAUAAUCUUGACAAGAAAUCCUUCACACAAAGGCUGAGAAGCAAUAUUGUGAGCACCCCUGAUAUAUGGAGGAACGUGUCUGAGAUUACCAGCGGAUUCCAAACGCAACCGAGAGAUGGAGUCAAAGGAUGUGUAGAACUGACGCUUCAAUAUGGUAUCAGCGAAGACGGUACCAAUGAUGUGGUAGAAGUAAGCAUAACUAAAUUCCGAUGCAGCUUGCAAACGAUGAGGCAGCAUGAAAAAGUUGGUGGUCAACUUUACCUCAAAAUAACGGCAUUCGAAGACGAGGAUCUCGUGCAAAAAAUGAAGAGCGACAAGUUUGACCCAACGAUCAGCCUCAGACUAGAAGCUAGCUCGUCCACACUCAGGGCAACCGUGAACAAGUACAACAUGCAACACAUGAAGAUUAUGGUGAGGCUAAUGUCGAGGAACCUUGUAGGAAAGAAGACGCUUCUGGGAAAAAUUGAGAUUGAUCACAAGAGUGCCUUUUGGAAGGAAGUCGUGUCAUCUCCGUCUACUCCUAUAACCAAGAUGGUGAAUUUUGAGUGAAGGAAUCGUGGAUAUAAACUCUAAUGCUUCCCAUGAAGACUAGAUAUAAGAGGUUAAACUUAAAGGAAUACACCUGUUCGUAUGAAGCCAAUACUGGCGGUAAGGAGAGGGAGAGAAAGAUGCCAUAUGCACAAGACCUAAAAUUUACUUCAACUGCUAUAGCGGAUGCAUUCUCGGCAUUUUUUGCUUCACCUGCACUCAAUAACUUUACCCUCAUACAUCUAAUCUUCAUGAGGCCCGUAAUACGGCUCAUUCGUAAAAUCAUUCGGACUUGUCAAAUACGUCUAAAUUUCUUGCCUUUUAGUGACUAAUGAGUUUAUAGUAUAAGAAAAGUCUAAUUUGGACAACAGCAAACAUAACCAAAGCGGAUACUACUGUUCAAUUCUUAACGGUUUGCAUCUAUUCGUAUAAAUGCACAAAAUAUCCAAAUGCAAGGACUUCACACAUCUUCACAUGAAAUUGACCAUUGUAAAUGGACGUGAAUGUGUGUGUAGUGAAGUUGCGAAGUAGUAUUUUUAUGCGAGCAAUUGCCUUCUUUUUCGGACCAUGGCGCAUAGAUUGUUGGGACCAAUCUAUACUGAACUAAUCUCAUUACCAUCUUUUUAUUUCGUCGUUAUACUGGAUCCUUGAUUGUUAAUAGAUUAACAUAAAGUAUCAUAAACUGUAUCAAAUGGCCUUGUUUGAUUUUCUAUUAAUCCAAUGUUGAUUUUGAUGAAGACUUGUUCUAGUUAAUAGAUAUUACUAUUUAUACUCUAUCGAUACUACCAUAAAUGUAUAUAUAUACCAUCUAGAUCUAUAACUAAAUGCGUGUAUAUUGCAAACCACAUGUAUAGACUUUAACUUCUUUAAUUUGUCCUUGCCCCUCUAAUCCAUACCGUAACUACUAAUUUUCUACGAAAAACCCAAUGUUUUGAUUUUCAUCGUCACCGUUCAAACGAAACUUGAUGGAAACAAAUUGACAUAGUGACUGACAUUUGUGUUCUCGGAAAAAAUGGUUGUUGCAUAACAUCUUUUUUAUACUAAUUAGUUGAUCAACUUUAUGAAUAACUUAACAAUGUCGGUUACAUUUUCAAAAGUGCACAAAGCAAUCGAAAGCACAGUCUUAUUGAAGUUAUCCCUUUAAGAUAACUGAAACAAAUGUUUCUUAUAAACCCAGAAGCACUGUGAAUCCUUAGCUUGUAUUUCUUUUUGGAUUUUUUUAAUGGUAGUGAAUAAUCUGAAUGAACAUUUAGUUUGAAUAUGCCCUCCAUCUACUACUUCUGCAUUGUCGUCAUCCUUUCUGUUUACAUCUCAUUAUCAUUAUAAUAGGAUAGUAUCUGAUCUAUUACUGUAUUAUCAUUAUUAUUUAUUUUAUUUAUCUUAGAAAAGUCAAUAUACUCCGACAGACGGCUAAAGUAUUAAAUUAUCUUAAAUU